GUGAACUUUCCGAGGGCAGUCAUAUUUUGAAGAAACAUUACACUAUAUUUCAUCUAAUUGUGUGCAGUUACAGUUUGGCAGAAAGCUGUCUGGUAUGCUCCCAGCAGUCCAGUAGAUGUCCACCCCGUCAGACACGUCAGGUGGUAUGUCACAUCCUGGCCCUUCACCUGGGGCCGGUCUAUCCCCGGGGCCCAUCUUGGGCCCCAGCCCCGGACCGGACCCCUCACCGGGCUCUGUUCACAGUAUGAUGGGACCCAGCCCUGGACCCGGAACGCCUAACGCAGCUCAUGGCAUGCAGGGACAAAGUGAAUACUCUCAGGACGGCAUGUAUCCGAUGCACAAGACCAUGGAGGGGAUGAAUGAGAAGACCAUGGCAGAGGCGAUGCACUUUGGCCACAUGAAAGGUGUCGGGAUGAGAUCUCUGCAUAGUGGCAUGGGGCCUCCGCAGAGUCCUAUGGACCAGCACAGCCAAGGAUACAUAUCCCCCCAUCCCUCCCCCAUGGGUGUGCAUGAGCAUCCUUCUAGUCCCUUGUCAGGAGGCGGGGGACCCACACCGCCCCACAUGCCCCCCUCCCAGUCCGGCCCCAUGAUACCCACAGAGCCCCAGUCGGCCGUGCCCAACAUGAGCCAGCCGGGCCGCGGGCCUUCUGCGUUCAGUCCGGUGCAGCUGCAGCAGCUCAGAGCUCAGAUCCUGGCCUACAAGAUCCUGGGCCGUGGGCAACCGCUGCCCGAUAACCUCCAACUGGCUGUUCAGGGCAAGAGGAGUCUACCCACAAUGCAGCAGCAGCAACAACAGCAGGCGCCCAAUGCCAGCCCUUACAACAGGCCUCCAGGCAUGCCCAUGGCACCUGUGGGUGGUCCCCAGUCCAGUCCCUGUCCGACCCCCACCAUGCAGCAGGGGCACAAUCCGAGCGCGGGACCCAAGCCCUGGUCUGACGGUUCGGGCGGCGACAAUCAGGCCAACGCCCAGAAGCACCUCGCCCCCCCGGUCCCCGGCGGCGGACGCCCGUCCCCCACGCCCCCUCAGGCUUCGGCGCCGCCCUCCGGCGGUCCGGUGGCCCCGCAGGCCCCUGGGGGCCAGCAGCAGCCGUCCCCCAUACUCCAGAUGCAGAAGCAGAACCGCAUCACGCCGAUCCAGAAGCCGCAGGGCCUGGACCCCGUGGGGAUCCUGCAGGAGAGGGAGUACAGGCUGCAGGCUCGGAUCGCUCAUCGGAUCCAGGAGCUGGAGACUCUGCCGGGCUCGCUGCCCUCUGACCUCAGGUCCAAGGCCACGGUGGAGCUCAAGGCGCUGCGUUUGCUCAACUUCCAGCGGCAGCUGCGUCAGGACGUGGUGGCGUGCAUGAGGCGGGACACGACCCUGGAGACGGCGCUCAACUCCAAGGCGUACCGGCGCAGCAAGCGGCAGACGCUGAGGGAGGCACGCAUGACGGAGAAGCUGGAGAAGCAGCAGAAGCUGGAGCAGGAGAAGAAGCGCCGGCAGAAGCACCAGGAGUACCUGAACAGCAUCCUGCAGCACGCUAAGGACUUCAAGGAGUACCACCGCUCCAUGACGGGCAAGAUGCAGAAGCUCACCAGAGCCGUGGUCACCUGGCACACCAACACGGAGCGCGAGCAGAAGAAGGAAACGGAGAAGAUCGAGAAGGAGAGGAUGCUGAGGCUCUUGGCAGAGGAUGAGGAGGGCUACCGGAAGCUCAUCGACCAGAAGAAGGACAAGCGGCUGGCCUAUCUGCUGCAGCAGACGGACGAGUACGUGGCCAACCUCACCACGCUGGUGUACGAGCACAAGGCGGCGCAGGCCGCCAAGGACAAGAAGAAGAAGAAGAAGAAGAAGAAGAAGAAGGUGGAGAGAGACGGCGAAGGCACCAGUGCCAUUGGACCUGAUGGAGAGCCGAUGGACGAGAGCAGCCAGAUGAGCGAGCUGCCCGUCAAGGUCAUCCAGACGGAGACGGGGAAGGUCCUGGAGGGGACGGACGCCCCCAGGUCCAGCCAGCUGGAGGCGUGGCUAGAGAUGAACCCUGGGUAUGAAGUGGCCCCGCGGUCGGACAGCGAGGAGAGCGGCUCUGAGUACGAGGACGAGGAGGAAGAGGAGGGGGCCAAGCCAGAGCUGCAGGAUGAGAAGAUCAUCGAUCCCAACGGAGUGGAAGUGUUCGUGGCGGCGGCCAAUCACAUCAUCGAGUCAGCUAAGCAGGAUGUGGAUGAUGAGUACGUCGUUCCCACCGGUCAGCCGAGCUCUCAGGCGUCGUACUACGGCGUCGCCCACGCCAUCAUCGAGAAGGUGGAGAAGCAGUCGACGCUGCUGGUUAACGGCACGCUCAAAUACUACCAGACCCAGGGCCUGGAGUGGAUGGUGUCCCUGUACAACAACAACCUGAACGGCAUCCUGGCCGACGAGAUGGGCCUCGGCAAAACCAUCCAGACCAUCGCCCUCAUCACCUACCUGAUGGAGCACAAGAGGAUCAACGGGCCCUUCCUCAUCAUCGUGCCGCUCUCGACCUUGUCUAACUGGGUCUAUGAGAUGGACAAGUGGGCCCCCUCUGUGGUUCAAGUAGCCUACAAGGGAACCCCCAUGCUGCGCCGCGGGCUCGUGCCUCAACUGCGCAGCGGGAAGUUCAACGUGCUCCUGACCACCUACGAAUAUGUCAUCAAGGACAAGCUCAUCCUGGCCAAGAUCCGCUGGAAGUACAUGAUCGUGGACGAGGGCCACCGCAUGAAGAACCACCACUGCAAGCUGACCCAGGUGCUGAACACGCACUACGUGGCGCCGCGCCGCCUCCUGCUCACCGGCACGCCGCUGCAGAACAAGCUGCCCGAGCUGUGGGCGCUGCUCAACUUCCUGCUGCCCACCAUCUUCAAGAGCUGCAGCACCUUCGAGCAGUGGUUCAACGCCCCGUUCGCCAUGACGGGAGAGAAGGUGGACCUAAACGAGGAGGAGACCAUCCUGAUCAUCCGGCGUCUGCACAAGGUGCUCCGCCCCUUCCUGCUGCGCCGACUGAAGAAGGAGGUGGAGUCUCAGCUGCCGGAGAAGGUGGAGUACGUGGUGAGAUGCGACAUGUCGGCCAUCCAGAAGGUUCUUUACCGCCACAUGCAGAGAGGCAUCCUGCUCACGGACGGCUCGGAGAAAGACAAGAAGGGCAAAGGCGGCUCCAAGACCCUGAUGAACACCAUCAUGCAGCUGAAGAAGAUCUGCAACCACCCCUACAUGUUCCAGCACAUCGAGGAAUCGUUUGCUGAGCACUUGGGCUUUUCAGGCAACGUCAUCAGUGGAAUUGAACUGUACCGUGCCUCUGGAAAGUUCGAGCUGCUGGAUCGCAUCCUGCCGAAGCUUCUCGCCACCAACCACCGGGUGCUGCUCUUCUGUCAGAUGACCACACUCAUGAACAUCAUGGAGGACUACUUCAGCUACCGCAACUUCCAGUAUCUACGUCUCGACGGAAGCACGAAGGCCGACGACCGUGCGAUGCUGCUGACGAAGUUCAACGAGAAGGGCUCCCAGUUCUUCAUCUUCCUGCUCAGCACCAGAGCCGGCGGCCUCGGCCUCAACCUGCAGGCCGCCGACACCGUGGUCAUCUUUGACAGUGACUGGAACCCACACCAGGACCUGCAGGCUCAGGACCGCGCCCACCGCAUCGGCCAGCAGAACGAGGUGCGCGUGCUCCGCCUCUGCACCGUCAACAGCGUGGAGGAGAAGAUCUUGGCGGCGGCCAAGUACAAGCUCAACGUGGACCAGAAGGUCAUCCAGGCGGGCAUGUUCGACCAGAAGUCCUCCGGCAACGAGCGCCGCGCCUUCCUCCAGGCCAUCCUGGAGACGGAGGAGCAGAACGAGGAAGAAGACGAGAUCCCCGACGACGAAACCCUCAACCAGAUGAUCGCCCGCAACGAGGGUGAAUUUGAGCUCUUUAUGCGCAUGGACAUGGACCGGCGGCGGGAGGAAGCCAGGAACCCGAAGAGGAAGCCUCGCCUCAUGGAGGAGGACGAGUUGCCCUCGUGGAUCAUCAGAGACGAAGCCGAGAUCGAGCGGCUCACCUACGAGGAGGAAGAGGAGAAGAUGUUCGGCCGAGGGUCGCGCUGCCGCCGGGACGUCGACUACAGUGACGCCAUGACUGAGAAACAGUGGCUGCGGGCCGUUGAGGAUGGGAACCUGGAAGAGAUGGAGGAGGAGAUCCGGCUGAAGAAGCGCAAACGCAAGAGGCGUCCGGACAAGGAGCCGUCGUCGUCGAGCAGAGAGGACGGCGGCUCCUCCAGGGGCAAGAAGAAGAAACGCGGCCGCCCGCCGACCGACAAGCACCGCCCCAACCCGCCCAAACUCACCAAGCAGAUGAACACCAUCAUCGACACGGUCAUCAACUACAGGGAUGGGUCGGGGAGACACCUGAGCGAGGUCUUCGUCCAGCUGCCGUCAAGGAAGGAGCUCCCGGAGUACUACGAGCUGAUCAGGAAGCCUGUGGACUUUAAGAAGAUCAAGGACCGCGUGAGGAACCACAAGUACCGUGGCGUCGGAGACCUGGAGAGGGACGUGAUGCUGCUCUGCCACAACGCCCAGACCUUCAACCUGGAGGGGUCCCAGAUCUACGAGGACUCCAUCGUCCUCCAGUCGGUGUUCAAGAGCGCCCGGCAGAAGAUCGCCAAGGACGAGGAGAGCGACGACGACAGCGACGAGGAGGAGGAGGACGAGGAAGAGGACGAGGAGGAGGACGAGUCGGAGGCCGAGGCCAAGUCUGUGCGCGUGAAGAUCAAGCUUAGCAAAGAGGGGCGUGGCCACGACAAGGGCAAGAAGAGGCAGAGCCGCGGGAAGGCCAAGCCGGUCGUCAGCGACGACGACAGCGACGACGACCUCGACGACAACGAUCAAUCGGACAAGAGCGACGACGACUGAGGCCCCGAGGACGUUCAUCUUCCUUCUCUGUCAUUUCUCUUCCUCUUCUCUACCUUCAUCUCUACUUCGUUCUCUCUCUCCGUCGGUGUUUUUUUCUUCUCACCAGCUUAGAAAUGUAUUCCGUUAAUAAUCGAUAAGCUGCAGGAAUACUCAUCUGCUCCUGUUCCUGUUUUUAAGACAAUUUUUUUAAGUAGAUUUUUUAAACUCUUGUGCUUUAAAAGCUGAUUUAAAAGUUCCGUAUAUCGGGGGAAAAAAUCGAUAAAAAAAAAGGAAAACAAAAAAACUUUUUGGUUGUGCUUUUCUUUUCUUUUUGCAUUAUUUGUACUCGCUUGCACUUUUAGAAAAUUAAAUGUCAAAAUCCAAAUUUGCUAUUAAUUCAUAAUAAAUACUUUGGAGAACCGUUGGUGGCAAACGGAUAGAAAUGCAAUCAGUCAAGUUUUAACUUUAUUUUUGGGGGUUCUUCAUUUCUCCUUGUUGCCGUGCCAAAUGUGAGAGGAAUUGAUGCUUCGCUAAGCCCCUCCCCCAGACCAGCAAUCGUCCAAUCGUAGCCGAGCGACCUUAACUCGGCCCAGCUUUAGGUUUCUUCGCAUGUUGAAUACGGUACGAGUUUAAAGUUGUUUUAACGGACAAUAUUCAGUUUAAGUCACAUUAUUAUUUUUUAAAGGAUUAUCUAAGACAAACAUUUUAAAUAAAUAAAAAGCCUUUUUCAGGACCAAACGUCCUGCUCCCUAUUUGGAUUUUCUCUUGUUACAAUAAACUUAAAAACAAACGGUUAGAAUAACAACAAUAAAAAUUAGGAAGAUUAACUUUUUAUAUCUGUGAUGCAUUAUACAUCUUUGAAUAUUCUACUCAUGAUACUCGGGACUAUUUAUGCCCCAUUAUUUCAUGGUCAUCCAGCUGUCGUUUGUUGCAGAUUUAAAACUCUGUGACUUUUUAAAGGUUUUAUUUGAUAUAAAAGAUUCACGUUAUGUCACCAUCGACGAGGAUAGGACGCUUGGCGGGCGUAGAAACAGUGACCGCGUUCACAUGCAUUCGAAUAACUGGCUUAGUCGGACUGAAAUCGAAUGAUCCGUUUCAUGUAAACACCUUUGUUCGACUAUGUGCGGUCCGACUACGAUCCGAUUAACGCCCCUGGAUAACUCGAUCCGAUCCGGUUGAUAAUUCGACUAUCGCGGCAUGUAACGGUGAAUUGGAUUAGGAACUGGACUUUGCGUCUUUGUGCAUGCUUGAGAUCCCGCCCUCCUCCCCCCUCCCUCCCAUGUCGUGACCCGGAAGUCGAAAGAGACGAUAAGUUGUCACUGCCGGGAGCCUGGCCGGCAGAAAACAAACAAACAACGCUAUGGAGAACACAAGAGCCACCACACAUCUCUGGACCGAAGAGCAGACAGAAUUUAUGCUUCAUGUAUUGAAGGAGUUGAACAUACUAAAGUUCAUGGUUCUUGCUCGAAAUGUUGAUGUUGUUGUUGUUGUUGGUUGUUGUUGGUGGUGGUGAAGAGGUCAAGCGGAAAUGGCUGUAUCACCACGAGUUGUAAUGAAAACAGCGCCACCUAUCGUAUCGGAUAUGACAUGCUUUCAAAGGCCAAUGAUUCGAAUUACUCACUGCCAUGUAUAUUGGGAUAAUAGCAGAUCCCCCAAAAGAUAGCAUCGUCCGACUAAAGCAAGAUUCAAAUUAUACCAUCAUGUAAACGCACUGAAUAACUAUAUAUUAUAGCCUGCGCAACAAAAAGUCAGUUGUUGCUUGAUUCUAUGAGGUGUCCAUAAAUGCUGGAUGAUGCUUUUCUUUUUUUCAUGAACAUAAAUGUAACCUUACUUCACGUAGGCGGACAUCAUUUCGGUAAAAGCGUCUCACUCUUAACGUCUCAGAGCCGAAGCAUCGGACUUUGCUGUAAAUCACUUCCUCCCUCAGAAAAGAGAACUUUGUUUUUUGUUGUUGUUUUCUUCUGGAUUGACACACUGGGAAACAUCUUGUUUUGUUGAAUAAAAACCAGCAUCUAUCGUAGUUCAAAUGUAGCUAUUUAAAGCGUCGACACGCUGCUCCAUUUUGCAAACAGACUGUAAAUGAAGUCUUUUUACGGACUAUUAAAGAAAGAUUACAGAGAACAGUGUUGUGGGAUUAAAAAGAAACUUGACUUAAAGACAUCGAGCCGACCACUUUAUUUUAAACAAUGUACCCGAUUUAUGAAUUAUUUAGAUAAUCGUGUUCCUGUUUUACUUUUGAGCCGUGGUGUUCUAUUGGUUUAUAUCUCAUUUGUAGCAUGAGCUUUAUCAUGUUAUUGUUUUAUUGUAACUUGUGCUUGCCGACUCCGUCAGUGUGGCUUCAUCUUUGCUUUGUUUGCACAGCGUCUUCGUGGUUGUAACUCGUCGCCCAGGGCAAAUAAAAUCUCAGAUUUUCCGCACAAACAAAAAA
This is a messenger RNA of Pseudoliparis swirei, 7280 nucleotides long. It is a transcript of the gene smarca2, whose product is annotated as SWI/SNF related, matrix associated, actin dependent regulator of chromatin, subfamily a, member 2. Lineage: Eukaryota; Metazoa; Chordata; Actinopteri; Perciformes; Liparidae. The transcript is spliced from 34 exons. The coding region runs from base 116 to 4873 and encodes 1585 amino acids. Gene Ontology annotation, molecular function: DNA binding; ATP binding; ATP-dependent chromatin remodeler activity. The record is from RefSeq and is a predicted model, not a curated record. Gene Ontology annotation, cellular component: nucleus. Gene Ontology annotation, biological process: positive regulation of transcription by RNA polymerase II.